CCGACUAAGUCAAACUCUAACCGGUGCACUGCGACAGUCAUUCCCCACCAGAUCCAUGAAAGUUUUCGGGCUUCAGAACACAACAAAUCGCAUUCUUCCUCUUUUUCUAGAAUUCUCCCUGCGAGUCUGAAACUGCUCGCGAUCUACUGAACCUUGAGACAGUAGUCAAUGGACUAUCGUCGGACAUGGUCCAGAAGCGGCAGGUCUCCUACAAGCCCCAGACCCCCGCGACCACGGAACGUGAGAGUCAUGUAGAUGAUUCUACCAGCACAAGUUCGACUCAAGAACACAUCCGAUCUUCCCGGUCCGCAACACGAUGCUCUUCUCCGCUGAAGAGCGAACGGGAUUCGUGUCGAUUGUCCCGCGUCUUUGUGUCUCUUAAAAUCCUAACAAGUGUGGGAACGGAAGACCAGCAGGGCUAUCCCUGCUCAAAAAAUCUACUCAAAUGUGCUCCAAAGGCGCUCCAGAAGCUGCGUAAAACAGCUCAAACAGGGCUCCAAGAUUACGCCUCUUCGAGGGUGGGUCUCUUAUUCCAGUCUGCGGGUGCCCAUGCCAAAAGGCCGCUCUGUCACGCACCGUACCACUAUCCAUACCAAUCUUCGGCUUACCCACUUCGCUGCCACGUUUCGAGAGAGAAACAGAAACAUCCAUCAGGGCUGAAUAUUAAUAACGAACUAUGGAGACUUGCGAAUGAGCGAUGCUUCCCCACGCUACUCUAUCUACAAUACGAGAAACGAACCCAGCCAAGAGUUGCGCGAGUCAACAGCGGCACGUCAACACACAAUAAACAAACAGGGUUGAGUGGCGUGAAAGAAUUCUUGACAGCAGUGAACCGCCAUCAGGCUGACAGUAAUAAAACCUAGAUUUCGCGCCUCCCCUCCCCCCCCUUUUUACUUGUAUCCCAACCACCAAAGAAUUUUCUAUGCAAAGGGGGCUGAAUACAAAUACUUCCCCGUUUGAGGGUCAGCAUAAGCCUGCCUGAGAACAGUGUUUAGUGUGCCCUGCGCUUCCAAUUUAGGGACUGCUCCGAUGCAGCCCACCCUGAGCGAUCAUUCGGGAUCUGCCCGAAAUCACUGGCUGCGUGCCGAUGCAGUGGUUGUGGUCGCUUAACUACCCGCUUGGGGUAAGCUGAUCUGGAGGUCCAGGACCCACCAGCACGGAUGAUGAAGCAUUG
Messenger RNA from Aspergillus saccharolyticus JOP 1030-1, 1174 nucleotides. RefSeq lists its product as uncharacterized. The transcript has 2 exons. Bases 186 to 863 code for a protein of 225 amino acids. The record is from RefSeq and is a predicted model, not a curated record. Lineage: Eukaryota; Fungi; Ascomycota; Eurotiomycetes; Eurotiales; Aspergillaceae.